AUGCUCCCAUUUUUGCUCUCCCGCGCUGUGGCUUCCAUCCAGCGGCGAGGAGGCGCCUCCAUGGUGGUCCGGGAAACCGCCGCCCGCCAGCUGGAGGAGCGCCGGGCCGACUUGGGGUACUCGAAGCCCGUCUUCGCCCUCGACAUCAUGUGGAACCUGGCCUUCAUGCUCGUGUCCGUGGUUAUGCUGAUUUGCUCGGACAGGGAAAAGACCAGUGUGCCGAUUAGGGUUUGGGUGUGCGGGUAUGCUCUCCAGUGCCUAGUGCACGUAGUCCUAGUUUUGGUGGAGUACAAUAGGAGGAAUUCCGGGCAAGAAAGGAACCGAGUCGGCAGCGGGAGUAGAGAGGAUGACAUUCAGACAGAGGAGGAUGACAGAAGCGGGCUCUUUGGCAUCUCUAACGUCUCGAGGUGGCAGAUUUUUUAUUUUUUAUUUUUGUUUUCCUAUAAUGUGGUGCCGAUGAUAGUUUUGAAGUUUGAGGAUGUGUGCCUUGGCUUGUCACUUUAG
Striga hermonthica is the source of this 504-nucleotide messenger RNA. NCBI's taxonomy places the organism in Eukaryota, Viridiplantae, Streptophyta, Magnoliopsida, Lamiales, Orobanchaceae. The record is from the annotation of a GenBank genome assembly.